AUGCCAGGCCCAGAGCACCAGACAGACGAAAAGGGGACCCACAACGACAUUGAAGCUUUCCACGCCGUUCUCCGCUCGAGUCGCCGGAUUCUUGCUCUCUGUGGGGCCGGACUGUCCGCAUCGUCGGGCUUACCAACCUUCCGUGGCACGGGAGGUCUUUGGCGUAACUUCGAUGCCACCAAUCUGGCGACUCCCGGGGCUUUCGCCAUGGAUCCUGGACUGGUGUGGCUCUUCUACGGUUACCGUCGGCACAUGUGUAUGAAAGCCAAGCCAAACGACGCUCACAAGGCCCUGGCCGCCCUGGCCAGGGAGAUGCCAGACUUUCUGUGCUUGACACAGAAUGUGGACAAUCUGUCACAGAGGGCCCAGCACCCGCCUGAUCGCCUGUACACUCUGCAUGGCUCGCUCUUCGAUAUAAAGUGCAACAAGUGUGACUGGAUCGAGCGAGGUAACUUCGACGACCCAUUCUGUCCUGCCUUAGCGCCGGCCUCCGUUGACCCGCCUCCCGGCGAGACGCUCCCGCUCCUAAAUCCAUACCACCGUAUCCAGCAUAUUUCGGAAGAUGAGUUACCCAAGUGCCCCCGGUGCAAGCAAGGGCUUCAACGACCCGGUGUCGUGUGGUUCGGAGAAAGUCUUGACUUCGACGUGAUUGCGAAGGCAGACAGUUUUGUCCGAGCCGGCCCAUUGGAUCUCAUGUUUGUCAUAGGCACGUCCGCAGUCGUUUCCCCGGCAGCAGGCUACAUCGACAAGGCGCGUAGGAAUGGUGCCCGCAUCGUGGUGAUUGACCCGCGUGCUGAAGACCUUGAUGAGAUGGACAAGCUCCGGACCGGUGAUUUCGCCUUUGGGCAGGACGCAGCAAAGAUCCUACCCGUCCUACUAGAGCCCAUAAUCGGGACCCGCCAGCCAGAUGGAAGCUACCGAAAGCCUGGUUGA
This is a messenger RNA of Clonostachys rhizophaga, 933 nucleotides long. The record is from the annotation of a GenBank genome assembly. Lineage: Eukaryota; Fungi; Ascomycota; Sordariomycetes; Hypocreales; Bionectriaceae.